Molecule: messenger RNA, 6367 nt
Organism: Sarcophilus harrisii (Tasmanian devil)
Lineage: Eukaryota; Metazoa; Chordata; Mammalia; Dasyuromorphia; Dasyuridae
Gene: ZCCHC24
Product: zinc finger CCHC-type containing 24
Exons: 4
Coding region: 360-1082 (240 amino acids)
Molecular function (GO): nucleic acid binding; zinc ion binding
Source: RefSeq, a predicted model, not a curated record
CUGUCGAAGGGGUCAGAAAUAAGACAGAUAGCGGAUCGGCCGCUGGGGCGGAGAGAAGAGAAGGGGGCGGGGAGAAAAGUUUCCUGUGGAACUUCUUCCCCCACUCGGAGCUCCGCGGCCGCCUAGCCGGGGCUGGCCGGGCUGCGGAGAGGCAGGCGGCGGCGGGGCUGCGGGACUGAGCCCAGGGCGGCGGCGGCGGAGGCGCUGGGGGGGCUGGAGGGCUAGGCGCGGGAUCGGGCCCCCCCUCCCCGCCCCUCACUAGAGCGCAGCGGGGCAGCGGGCCCGGGGAGCAGCGGUGGAGGGGGCGCGAGAGCGGGAGCCGACGGCGGCGGCGGCCGAGGCGUAGGGGGGCGAGCAAGAUGAGCCUGCUGUCAGCCAUCGACACCAGCGCCGCUUCGGUCUACCAGCCGGCCCAGCUGCUCAACUGGGUCUACCUGUCCCUGCAGGACACGCACCAGGCGAGCGCCUUCGACGCCUUCCGGCCAGAGCCGGCCGGCGCCUCCCACCCGGAGCUGGGCUACGGCAAGGGCAGCCCCGAGCAGCUGGGUUCGCCCCUCAAUUCCAGCUAUCUCAACAGCUUCCUCCAGCUGCAGCGCGGAGAGGCCCUCAGCAGCAGCCUGUACAAGAGUGCAUCUCCCUAUGGCUCUCUCAACAACAUCGUGGAUGGGCUCAGCUCCCUCACCGAGCACUUCUCUGACUUGUCUCUCUCCUCGGAGGCCCGCAAGCCCAGCAAGAGGCCACCCCCCAAUUACCUUUGCCACCUCUGCUUCAACAAGGGGCACUACAUCAAAGAUUGCCCUCAGGCUCGCCCCAAAGGUGAGGGUCUGACCCCAUACCAGGGCAAGAAGCGUUGUUUUGGAGAGUACAAGUGCCCAAAAUGCAAGAGAAAAUGGAUGAGUGGGAACUCUUGGGCCAACAUGGGACAGGAAUGUAUCAAGUGCCACAUCAAUGUGUAUCCUCACAAGCAGAGACCUUUGGAAAAACCAGAUGGCCUGGAUGUCUCCGAUCAAAGCAAAGAGCAUCCUCAGCACCUGUGCGAGAAGUGCAAAGUCUUGGGCUACUACUGCCGGCGAGUGCAAUAAAACCUCCCAGUGAUGGUGGGCCUUCCCACUGCCCCUCAGCCCUCAGAGCUUCUGGUGGCAGAGCACCCUGGGGCUUCUUGUUCCCUACCCAAUCUGCGAGAAUCCUGACCUAAAUGCAACCUUUGGGAAGAAAAGAAAUCAUCAGUUAUCACCUAUCUAUAAAGGAAUAACAUGCCUUACAGUUAACAGAAUGUAACACUUGUGUGUGUGUGUGUGUGUGUGUGUGUGUGUGUGUGUGUGUCUGGUUUUUUCCCUCCUGUGUGUUUCUGGGUGCACCUGUACACAUGCAAGAUGUAUUUAUAGGAAUCUGGGUUUUUGUCUAGUGUUUUAAGACACAAAGUGUUACUGAAAAUGUUCCUGAUGGGACCGCCACCAGGCUAGGUGGGGGAGAGAAGGGGUGGGGGCUGUCCCAUUGAUUGUUUACACAGUUUUUCCAAUGUCCUGGCCAAGAGAGGCAAAGGAUUGGACCCUUGGUCCUUUUGGAUAUGAGGAAGAGCUGAGCAGGAGGCUCAGGAGCAUUAAGGGGAGGCAAUGAAUGUGGACAGACCUCUAGAUCCAUUCCACUUUCUGGGGUCAGUCGAGAUGAACUAAAAUCUUGACUUCUGCCAGUUAUGGGGGUCUACUAGAGGUUGAGGGGGGUGGUAUUAUAUCUUUUCCUUGGCCACCACUGCUCCUGCCUUCCACUCACCACCUGACAGGCUAUGAACACAUGGCUCUUUUCUCAGGUCUCUUCCUGUCCAUUGGCCCCCUCUGAGUGUCCAGUUCAGCAUUAGGCCACAAACGCACUAAAUUUACUGUGAAUAACAGGGAAACUAAAGGCAUCCCUUUUCUUCCCAAGCCUGGACAGCUACCCUGAUUUUGUAAUCAUGUGAAAAGCCACUUUUAGGGGGAAAAAUUAUAUAUCUUAUUUUCUAUUCAGUAGAUGAGCUAUUAAUCCAAGAAAACAUUUACUCACAUGUAGCAGAAGGGAGUGAGGGAAGUAGGAGGAAGCUCUGACUAGUGGACUCCAUGUCUGUUCCCUAAAUACUCCCUUCCUUUAUGCCUCCAAACCUGAAACUACCCUAUAUAUUUCUAGUAUUUGGGAAGGUGGCAGCUCCUUGUCCAGAGUGAAGAGGUGAGGAAAAAAGAAUUGGACGCUAUGGCAAAAAUACCUUAAAGUAUCAGGUGAGCUUUGGGGCCUUCCUUGUGAGCUUUUGGGUAGCCAGGCUUUGGUGAUCAGGCCACAGACUGUCCAGCCAUCAUUACUCCUCCUCUGGACUUUUUGUUUUUAAUUGCUGCUCCCUUUCAGAUCUCUCUCCUCAUCAUUUCCCUCUGUGGAAUUCCCAAGGGGACAGAGGGCCACAUCCCUAAACUACAGCUGAUCAGCCACCAAGACUUUUUUCUGAGAUUCUAGCAGCUUCUUAAUUAUUGCUUCUCAGCCUAGUGAAAGGGCAGUGAGAGGGACUGUAUAAAACUUCAAAGAGUUUACACUUAGAUCUCUAAGAAUGACUGACCAGUGAAUUGAUUGCUUGCCCAUACCUGCUUUUUCCCCUUCAAUGGGCCCUUCCUAAGAAAAAAGCCAGACUUUUAGUGGCUGUGAUUUUCCCUAUGUAGUUUUCCCAUCUGAAGUCUUCAUCAAUGUCUAUUAUACGGCCCAUGACAAAGGGAUUGGGAUGAGGUCUUCUAGUCUUCAUCACUGCAAUGUCCCUCUUCCCCCUCAACCCCUCUCCUCCUGGCUCCUCCAGUGAUGUCUGGUAACCCUGACCUACCACUGCGCCUCUCUCUGUGCCAUACAUAGGUUUCCCUCUCUGUAAAUGGGAAUGAUGGUUUUCCUACUUCCUAAGAGAAUGAAGAAACCUAGUCAAGCAAACACUAGUCAAGCAUCCAGCUGUCUUGGAGACAGCAGGUGCACGCUUUCCCUGGGGCAAUGAAACUGUAUUUAUGUUAUAUACUUUUAUCUCUUGGUGAUAGCCAUAUAUUCAGAAUUAGCUCAUUCAGUUUGCUCCUGGGCAUCUGAAAAAAACCAAUCAGACCAAGGAAUGAGACUGAAACUCUGUGUUUACCAUGGGUCACCCAAAUUAGACCUGAAAAGAAUCUGUUUUGAAGUAGAAAAGCAUUUGUAGUGAGCGGUUGACAAGUUACAGUUAAGUGUUUAACUGGGGAUCCAGGUCAUGAGAGAGGGUGUGUGUAUGGAUGCAGCAAGGAGGAGUAGGUUAGACUGAAGGUAGCCUCUGCCCCUUGAGCACUUAAUGGAAUAUUAGCAACAGCCUGGUGGUAAAAGUGGCUGAAUUUGGAGUCAGAGAGACUCAGUAGCUGAGCAAAUCACCUCUGUUUGCCUCAGUUUCCUCAUCUGUAAAAUAGGGAUAAUAAUAGCAUCUACCUCACAGGAUUUCUGUGAGGAUGAAACAAGAUAAUGUAUGUGAAGUGCUUUGCAAACUUUAAAGUGCUAUAUAAAAGCUAACUAUUUUAUAACAACUUCUCCUUCCCCUCUUCAGUAGGGGUAGAAAGAUAGGGCACCUCAGCUCCCCUCUCCCCCAGAUGGAGACAACCACUGAGCGAAUUUCUACAACCAAUUUUCUAUACCAUUCCAGAAGGCGCUGGUAUGGUGCUGAUCAUGGCCUUUUCCUUGCCAUUUUCUAUUUGAGAAAGGGAAUAUUUUAAUGCUUAUCAGGAUUAUAAUAGCCAUAAGAAUAAUAUUAACUAUAAUAAUAAUGGUGGAGGGCAGUGUAACUCUUUUGGACCAUUACAACCCAGCUGUGUUGUCAGCCCAGUGGUUCACAAGGACCUAUCUCCAUAGGAUGGUUCCUGAACAAAUUCCAAACCUUUCAGAUCCUCUAAAUUUCACUUGACAUGCAAAGAAAACCACAAGCAGAAAAAUUUUCUUGCUAUCUGCCCAUCCUGUAGGAUACAGUCUAUAACUUAAAAUAUAAAGCACGGCUUCUUAAACUUUUUCCAUUCACAACCCCUUUUCACCCAAGAAAUUUUUAUGUUAUCCCAGAGAAAUAAAAUAGGUAUAUAAAGCAAACAUUUGUAGAUAAUAAAUAAUGAUUUUGCAACCCCCAUUUUCACACAAUUUAGGAAGCUGGGAUAUAAAGUAAGACAGAGGGCAGACGGAAAUGCCCCCUACAGAACUAACUUUCCUGGCUUCUAUCACUCGUCUAGCCAUUGAGAAGCCUGAAUUGCCAAGAUGAUGACAGGAGAAAACAGUUCAUAGUGACAGCCAGGGUCGAGGGCUAUUCUGCCCAGUGAACUACCUGCUGUCCCAACAGGAAGACUGUGACAAAUGUCACAGUUGGUGAUCUCAGUUACCAUCAAGCCAAUCAAUUGGUAAUUUGUAUUUGUUGGCCAAAACAUACUUUUAUACCCUUCUCCCAAUCCCCACUUUGCCCUUGGCCUGUAUCUGCAUAUAUCUAUUUUCUCUCAGCUAUAUAUACCACUGCUGUCCAAGGGCUGGUGCUACACAGUUUGAGUGCUCAAGGGGCCCCAAAGGUCCUGGUUGACUUGAGGAAGGAUUGUGGUUUUAGGAAGAUAUUGAAAAGGGACAAUCGUAUGCAGUUCAUUGACGCUUUUGAGUGAUCAUUAAUGUUUACCCCUGUAUGAAGUAUUCUACAGUUCUCUUGACAGAUCUGUAUUUAUCUUGAGUUAUACUUGACAUAGAAAUCCUUUGGGUUUUUUUUUUAAUACUAUGUGUGUAUUUUGGAAAACUUUGUAGAUGUUAAAUUUUCUGAAGGAUUACAAAUAUUUCUUGUAAUACUGAAAUUGUUAUCUUCUUCUCCAGAAACUCUUUGCAAUUUUUGUCUGUAUAUAUUUGAGGGCCUUAAAAAAGGGAAAAAGGAAGAAGAAAAGAAAAAAAGGAAUGGCUUGCUUUUUAUUGUUGUUGAGGUUUUUUUUGUUUUUUUUUUUUUUAAGAGGCAUCUUCACAAUUUUAAACUAUUCAGAAGGGCCUGGUUCUCCAAUUGAAUAUAACCAAGCUAAGAGUUUCCUUAAAUAUUCUGCAAACUCAGAGUGUAUCCUCAAGAAAAUAUUUAUGAUGGGAAAUUGUCUCUUUUUUUUCAAUUUUUUACAAUGCUUUUUGUCUGUAUAAAAUAUGCAACCGAACUACAUUGAGAAGGAAAUAUUGUCUACAUAGAAUAUUAUAUGAAAGUUGGUACAUAAUUCUGAUGAGAAGAAUCCUUGCAAUUCUUUAAGCCAUAUUGUUGUUUUGUGUUUUCCUUGGAUGAAAAUAUCAGUAUUAAGUAACCAAUAUAUUAUUCAAGUGUUUAGACAUAUUAAUAUGCUUAUGCAGUUUAUUUAUAUGUGUAUUUUGGGAAGUAUUACCUUUUAAGGAAAGCUAUAAUUAGAUUUGUUAGCAAGAAAGGAAACCGAGAAUAUUUUAUUCUUCUUUACUUUAUGACCAGACCCAAGAUCCCAGUUCCUGGAGGGAAGCCCAGCUCCUGAACAUUUGGGAUUACCCAUACCCUAUCCUGUAAUAUAAUUAUAAUCUAUUUUCUCUCUCUCUCAUUUUCUUAAACUUUUUAUUUUUAAUUUUAAUGGGGGGUUGGGGAAGGAAGGAACAUCUGGUGAGGUCCUCUGUUUGACAAACUUGUCUCACAUGACCAUUUGCCAGCUCUUGAGAGAAACCAUGGUCCAGACUGUUCUCCUAAUGGGAACAGGACACUCCAUGGGAUGACCUCUAGGAUGAGGUCAGCCAAGGGAAGAGAAAGGAUGAAGAGAAUUUUCAGAUCCUCGGGUGCCCAUUAUUGCAGGAUUUGCAUGAUCUUACCCUUGGUGCAUUACACAGGGCCUAAUUCUGUAACAAAUUUUGUUGUGGUUGUCAUUCUGAAGGGAAGCCCUUACCCCGAUCCUCUGAUAGACUCCAGUUUUACACUAAAUGAAUAUUUAAUCCAACAAUCACUACAUUUAUACUAGAAAGACAACUAACACAAUAGUUUAUGAGUUCUUAGAGCUUUACAGAAGUUAACCUAAUGAUUAGUCUUGGGGUUAUUGAGGUGGGGAAGGGGCUUCUGUCUCUCUUGUCAUCUGUUACCCACUGACCUUUGUCAGCCUCAGUUGCCUUCAUGUAUUGAGUCCCCAUCCCCUGUCUGUAUCUGUUAAUAUGUGUGUAUACAGCUAAAAGACAAACAAGACCUAAGGACAAAGGCUUAGAGGGUGCACAGAGGAGGUGGCCCAGUCUGCCCUGACCUCUCAGCCAAAGUGUCCAUAGGUUGGCAUUCCAGCGUGUGCCUUAUCUCCUGGAUACUACGUAUUACAGCUUCCUUAUAGAAUCAUAGCCUUUUCAUGCUGUAUUAAAAAAUACUUUUAAAAAA